Molecule: messenger RNA, 5223 nt
Organism: Cyprinus carpio (common carp)
Lineage: Eukaryota; Metazoa; Chordata; Actinopteri; Cypriniformes; Cyprinidae
Gene: kbtbd2
Product: kelch repeat and BTB domain containing 2
Molecular function (GO): protein binding
Source: RefSeq, a predicted model, not a curated record
CACGAUUGACGUUGAUUUCUCAUCUACCGGUUUUUAUUGUCGAGCUGCUAGCAUGCAGUUAGCUUUCCUGAUCGAAGCAACUUCUUAAAUUAGGCUUCCGUAGCUCACGCGGUGUCUAAAAAUAGGUAACUUCACCGUUGCUUACAUAGUCUAAAUGUUUUUAGUGCAUGAUCGAUCUUGUUUAAUAUCGAUCUGUUCGACUGCAGGAAAGUAUUGUUGUUUGUAUAAGGGGAAGGAGAGCUAGCUAGCUGCGUUAGCAUGUCAGAUUUCCUCAUACAGAUAUAUUUAGCUGCAUACUGCUAAAGCGGUGAUCAGUGUGUAAUAUGCGCUUGACUUUUCUUUAAAUACUGAAAUAAUUAUCAGGGUCUUUGAUGUAGGCACAUAAAGCAUCGAGCUUCGAUCCGGUUUAGACAGAAUUUUUAGCAGCCCGCCGUCUGUGAAAAAGCUUCGUCUUUGUGUUGUGGAUCCGAAAGAAACGCACAGCAGCCGGAGUUCCAAGCAGCACAUCGGAGACACGCUGGACUGCUGGUGUUCUGAUGUAGACAUCUCCCUCUACCUCACGUCACUUUCUCCCUCAAUUCCAAUGUCUUCCUAGACAGCUGAACACUGUGGAACCUCUGUAAAAGUUGUGAUUCAGCAUGGUAGAGGAAUAGCCUUAAUUUCAAAGUAUUCAGGAAACAGGCCAUUGGAGAAAGGAACCAAUACUUUUUGACAUUCAGAAGCUGGUUGAAAACUCAUGGGAUACGAACAUGUCGGAGGUUGGAGAGCGUCGUCAAGUCAACACAGAUUAUGCUGUUUCUGUGCUGGAACAGCUGAAGUUUUUCUACGAGCAGAAGUUGUUGACUGACAUCACUCUGCUGGUAGAGGAGAGCGAGUUCCCCUGCCAUAAAAUGGUGCUGGCCACCUGCAGCUCUUACUUCAGGGCCAUGUUUAUGAGUGGGCUCAGUGAGAGCAAACAGACACAUGUUCAUCUUAGAAAUGUUGACCCCAUCACACUGCAGACCAUCAUAACUUAUGCUUACACCGGGAUCUUGGUCAUCAACGACACCACUGUGGAACCUCUCUACGAGACGGCCUGUUUUCUUCAGGUGGAGGAUGUUUUACUGCAGUGUCGAGAAUACUUGGUCAAAAAAAUCACUGCUGAAAACUGCGUCCGCAUGCUAAGCAUCGGUGACCUGUUUAGUUGCACAGAGUUGAAGCAAAGUGCUAAGCGCAUGGUGGAGCACAAAUUUCCUGUUGUCUACCGACAGGAGGCUUUCCUGCAGCUCUCGCACGAGCUUUUGCUGGACCUCCUGAGCAGCGAUAAUCUCAAUGUGGAGAAAGAAGAAACGGUACGCGAGGCGGCCAUGCUGUGGCUGGAAUACAACAUGGAAGCACGUUCUCAGUAUCUUUCCUCCGUCCUUAGCCAGAUUCGAAUUGAUGCGCUUUCUGAGGUGACCCAACGUGCCUGGUUCCAAGGUCUUCCACCAAAUGACAAAUCAGUGGUAGUGCAAGGCCUGUACAAGUCUAUGCCAAAGUUUUUUAAGCCCAGACUGGGAAUGACCAAGGAAGAAAUGCUCAUUUUUGUAGAGGCUGAACCACCAGCUGAAAGCCACCCAGUCGUGAUAGGUCCACGUCACACAGUGGUCUGUUACAGCCCUCAAGCAGAGAAGGUCUAUAAACUGUGUAGCCUGCCUGGAGACUUGCAGAAGGUUGGGACAUUGGUCACCCCAGACAAUGAUGUGUUCAUUGCCGGAGGACAGAUACCACUGAAGAGCACUCUAGCUACCCACGGCAGCAAAAGUGGCAAGCUGCAGGCUGCCUACUGUUCAGUGGACAGCUUCUACUGGCUGGAUGCCCAGCAGAAUGCAUGGGUGGCCAAAACGCCAAUGCUAUAUGCUCGUACUAAACCAUCACUGGUGUAUUGUCAGGGUUUUAUUUACGCUAUUGCUGGUGAUAAUGUGGGUGGUGAGUUGAAUAAGCGUACAGUGGAACGCUACGAUUGUGAGCGGGACGAAUGGAGCUUGAGCAGCCCUCUUCCCUGCGCGUGGAGUUGGAGCACAGCAGUAACAGCCCGGGACUGCAUCUAUGUCAUGACACACGACCUCAUGUACUGCUACUUCCCUCAAGCUGACACUUGGGUGGAAAUGGCCAUGCGGCAGACUAGUCGCUGCUUUGCUUCAGCCGCUGCAUUAGGAGACCUCAUCUUCUAUAUUGGUGGUCUGCAUGUGGUGGGCAACUCGGGUUUGCGUCUGCCAACAAGCACUAUUGAUGGCUCCUCUGUUACGGUAGAAAUAUAUGAUGUCAACAAAAACGAAUGGCGUCUGGCUGCUAACAUCCCAGCCAAGAGGUAUUCUGACCCCUGUGUGCGUGCUGUGGUGCUACUGAAUACGCUAUGCAUCUUUAUACGUGAGACACACUUAAACGAGCGAGCCAAGUAUGCUCUCUAUCAGUACGACCAGGAGCUCGAUUGCUGGUCCUUGCGGCAGGCAGUGUCAGAACGUGUGCUCUGGGAUCUCGGCAAAGAUUUCCGCUGUGCCGUGGGUAAAUUAUACCCAUCCUGCCUUGAUGAAUCUCCCUGGAAGCCACCCACUUACCUCUUCUCUCCUGAUGGAGCUGAGGAGUUUGAGGUGGAUGAGGACAUUGUGUCACUGCCUCAUGUAUAGUUAAUGGUGUCGUCUUUAAAAUUAACCUGUAAUUUGUCCACUGUUCUGGAAUAAUGCUCUUCUGUUUUUAGAGGAAAUGUGACGGUCUUCCCUUAAUGACUAGCGUGCUCAUGGAGAUCAAUAAUUUAAUUAGAAUCUAAAAUAUUUCAUUCAAAUUUUGAUCCCUCUUCAACACUUGAAGUUUUGAUCAUUCUUCAUAUCAAGUUUGAGAACAUAAAUAUUUAAUUUCUCUCAUCAUUACAAGUUUGGGGUACUGUUUUAAUUUGAUGGUGUGAAUGAUGCGAUUAAACCUCCUUUGGUUAGAAACGGCAACAGUACACCCAGAGUUCUUAAAUUUCUCACUCUUCUUUUGUCCAGUUCAUCUUCCAGAAAUCAAUUGCUCAACUUUCUUCUAAAUGUCACCAGGAUAACAAGAGGUUCAAGGGAUUGGCGAGAUAUUUUGUACUGAUUGUCAUUUGAUGUUUAGGAUUCGCCGCUGGUUUGGUGACUUGCUUGACAUUGAUUUUGUUGUUGCCAUUGUUGUGCUGUAUUAUCAUAGUUCACUUCCUCUGUCGUCUGUCUGUUGACCCAUCUUGGGAAUGACAUAAUUUGACCUCUUAAAAGGAUAGGUUUCACCUACAACCACAAACACACUAGCAAUUCCUCAGGGUGCUUUCCAGUCUGGUUUCCAACUCUGUUUACCAUAUAAUUUAUUCCUCACUCAAUCAAGUUUGUGUGUGUGUGUGUGUGUGUAUAUAUAUAAUAUAUAUAUAUAUAUUUAAUAUAUAUAUAUAUAUACAUACACACACACACACACACACACACACACACACACACACACAUAUAUGUAUGUAUGUGUAUGUCCUCGAUAAAACGAAUGCAGGAAAUCCACGCAGGAAAUGCCUGCAACAGUAUUCAUUCUCCAUCGUGUUCAGAUGUAUGUUUAUAUACUGAAGGUGGGAACUGAAAUGAAACCGGUUAAAAGAAAUAAAACAAGCUUUAUUCUUGAGUCACCAUGAAGCAUCUUCAAAUUGCCCUUAAUGCUUUGUUGACCUGGAUCAUAAUGUUUGUUCUAAUAUUAUGGUUAUUAUUUUACUGAAAAAAAAAAAAAAAAUCAUUCUUUGCUGCUGUAUUUGUGCAAUAGUGUGUACAAAGCUGUUCUUUCCUGCCAAACUGAACCCUCCUUUUUGGUUUUUAUUAUUUCAUACUAUUAUUUGUAAUAACUUGUUAUAAAAUAAUAUUGAGACUCUUUUUGUUGCUUGGGUCAUUUAGAUGAAGGUAGUCCAACAAGUACAACAGUUGUAAAUAUGCUUGAUAGAUCCAAAGUUCUUGGGGGGAAGAGAUGCCGCUUUGCCAUUUUUUUUUCCUCAACACAAAAAUGUGUUAACUAACUGUGGGGCUUUUCACACUGUGCUUAUCCCUGGGUUAUCAUUGUUCUAAACCCUGUUUUUAAGCCCAGGUAAAGGUAUGUUUCACCCUUGUAAUUUAGAAGAAAGUUUAGUGCUGCUUUUUUACCCGGGGUUAUAAAUCCUUGCUCUGGAGCAGGGUUAGCAACAUUUUUGUGGUGUUAACCCCUUAUUGUGGGGCCAAAUGUAUAUGUGUGCCAGUGUUAAAAUGUUAAGGCUAGAUGCUUAGCAACAGACAACCUCAUAUUUAUGUGCUUUGGACAGUCACAGAAACGAUUUGCAUUGUAUAAACAGUUGUUUCAGGGAAAACGUCAAUAGUGUCAGAAAAAAUGUGAAUUGGAGUGAAGAGACCAUUUUAUUCUUACCUUUAUGGUCAGAAGUCCAUUCAGGAAAAACCUGAUAGUACAGUCAGCAGUUUGGCCAUUUGAGGAUACACAAUGCAUGUAAACGGGAUGUGUGUGGCUUUUGUCCUAAAAAUUACACUGACACAGCAAAUAUGCAAAUGAGAAUAUUAGUCGAGGGUUUGGGAAUGUACAGUGUGAAUCUUAAAAAUUGUUAAUCCUGGGAAAAUUUUGAGCAGUGCAAGAUAAAACAGGAUCCGUCUACCUCGGGGUUUAGAGUGACCCUGGGUUAACCAUUUCAAAAGCCCUUGCAUUGAGAAUAUUUCUUGCAAGAGAGACAACAAAAAAGAAGUUUGCAUGAACAGGUUUUAAAUGUUUCCAUAUAUUGGGCUCAGACUUUGACUGCUAACAGCUUGACUGCUAACAGUUUGACAGCUGAUAACUUGCCAGCAUUUCCUCCAGAUGUGGCUAAGCUUUUGGCAGUUUUAAAAUAGACAGUAUGUAAUUACCUAUUUAUUAGUGAAGUAUUUAUAAAGUCAGUUGUUCUAAAAAUUAAUUGCGGCAUUAUAAGUAAUUAUAUAUGCACAGUUGCUUGACAUAUAUGAACGCACGCCUGCCUCCAUCAAACUAUUUUAAAAACAGUAGAAUUUAUUAAAAAAAAAAAAACAUUUUUCCAGUUGAUUAAUCUAAUUUCAUAUCUGAUUACAUGGAUGGCAAAUACGUUGUGUUUUUUUUUUUUUUUUACAAAGAUUUCAUUCUAUGUGCCUCAAUUUUACUGGAGUGCAGUUGAAUCGUACUUAACGUGGUUUGCAAAUGUAAUAAUAAACAACUUCCUUCUCUUGUUUGCAUAUG